AUGGCGAGCUUUAUACACAAGCUCGCCAAAAACAGAUCCUCCAUAAGAACCAUCACAACCCUCAACACCCAACUAUCUCCAAAACCCAAACUUUUUCUCAUUCCCCACCAAACCCAUAUCGCAAAAACUCAAAAACCAGAAGACUAUGCAAACAACCCAAUUCCUCUUUCGGGUCCCACAAGCGGAGCACAGGUGGAGCCCACUCAACUGUUGCGAUUCUUCCCAAGUUUCCCAUUUGGGUAUUGCUUAAACCCUGUUUUCUCAACUGGGUUUGAGAGAUUUGCCGAGGGGGAGGCUGGUGAGGUCGAGUUUGAUGAUUCGAGGACGGUUUGGGCUGACAGUGUGAAGAAGAAGAGGAAGAAGAAGAUGAACAAGCAUAAGUACAAGAAACUUAGGAAGCGCCUUCGUCGAAAGUCUAGGACAUGA
Molecule: messenger RNA, 426 nt
Organism: Quercus robur (English oak)
Lineage: Eukaryota; Viridiplantae; Streptophyta; Magnoliopsida; Fagales; Fagaceae
Exons: 1
Coding region: 1-426 (141 amino acids)
Biological process (GO): mRNA processing
Source: RefSeq, a predicted model, not a curated record